This is a messenger RNA of Osmerus eperlanus (European smelt), 5410 nucleotides long. RefSeq names its product DCC netrin 1 receptor (gene dcc). Gene Ontology annotation, biological process: neuron migration; axon guidance; cell-cell adhesion. The record is from RefSeq and is a predicted model, not a curated record. Bases 287 to 4591 code for a protein of 1434 amino acids. Lineage: Eukaryota; Metazoa; Chordata; Actinopteri; Osmeriformes; Osmeridae. Gene Ontology annotation, molecular function: protein binding. Gene Ontology annotation, cellular component: cell surface; plasma membrane; axonal growth cone. The transcript has 28 exons.
GCUCCCGGUACCAGUGAGGCUGCAUGCCCCCUCUCAAGUCAUUCUGGGGAUUCUAACCAAAUUUCUUGGAACACCAAAAAGAGAUGGAGGAGUGACGAUUAGAGUUGUGGCUUCAUUUCACUUGGAAAGUAUCACAGAGUCUGCAUUUUGUUCCUAUUGCAUUCAGUUUUUGGAAAUCGGUUCCAUUUGUUCGGCGCUCAUGAAUUGAUCAGUGCGUGGUGUGUUGGACAAGUAUUUUUUUUCUAAUUGUGGACUGUCGCUUAAAAUAACAGUGUGAAGCGCAAUCAUGGAUGGUCCAAUUGGAUGUAUUUGGCUGAAAAGACUAUCUGUACUUGCUUGGUUGUGCUUUAUUGCGGGAGAUGCAACAUCAUAUGGCGCAGAGUCAUCGCAGGCUUUCGUGGAGCUCAGCUUUGCCCAGGAGCCCCAGGACACGGUGACGGUCCGGGGCGGAGUCCUGCAGCUGGACUGCCAGGCCCAGUCGGACCAGGGCACCCCGCUCAUCAGCUGGAAGAAGGACGGCGUCCUGCUCAGCACGCUGGUGGACGAGAGGAGGCAAGAGAUGGCCAAUGGGUCCCUGCUGGUCCAGAAUGUUCUCCACUCGCGUCACCAUCGGCCGGACGAGGGCUCCUACCAGUGUCUCGCCACGCUGGAGGGUCUUGGGGCCAUCAUCAGCAGGACGGCCAAGGUCACCGUGUCUGGUCCGUUAAAACUGGUGGUCCCGACGGAGUCUGUGUCGUCCUACCUGGGCGACACGGCCCUGCUCCGCUGUGAGGUGACGGGGGAGCCCACGCCGCUGGUGCGCUGGCAGAAGAACAGGGAGGACCUCCCUUUGACCUUAACCCCCGAGACCCGUGUGGUGGUGCUGCCCUCCGGGUCACUGCAGGUCAGCAAGGUGCAGCCGCCCGACUCGGCCACCUACCGCUGUCUGGCAGACAACCCUGGCAGUGCCCGCACUGGCACAGAUGCAGAGCUCCGUGUGUUGCCAGAGCCUGGCGUGAGCCGGACCCUGGCGUUCCUCCAGAGGCCCCUGAGAGCCACCGUCCUCCAGGGUAAGGAUGCCGUCCUGGAGUGCUCCGCCUCGGGCUUCCCCACCCCUGCCUUCCACUGGAUGAGAGGCAGUGAGAUCAUCCAGAGCAGGUCGAAGAAGUACGCUCUGCUGGGGGGGAGUAACCUGCUGAUCAGCAGUGUGACGGACGACGACUCGGGCUCGUACAGCUGCGUGGCGCUCAACAAGAACGAGAACAUCACGGCGUCCUGCGAACUGGCCGUUCUGGUGCCACCCCAGUUCCUGAACUACCCCACCAACACGUACGCCUACGAGAGCACCGACAUCGAGCUGGAGUGCACGGUGACGGGGAACCCUCCGCCGGCCGUCCGCUGGAUGAAGAACGGGGAGGAAGUCAUCCCCAGCGAUUACUUCCAGAUCGCUGAGGGCAGUAACCUGCAGAUCCUCGGUCUGGUGAAGUCAGAUGAGGGCUUCUACCAGUGUGUGGCCGAAAACGAGGCAGGCAACGCCCAGGCCAUGGCCCAGCUCAUCCUACGGGAGCCAGUUGUCCCCAGCUCAGGCGCCCUCCCCUCCGCUCCCCGUGACGUGGUCCCUGUCCUAGUGUCCAGCCGUUUUGUCCGCCUCAGCUGGAGCUACCCAGAGGAGACUCGCGGAACCAUCCAGACCUACGGCGUCUACUAUUCCCAAGAGGGCGUGGACAGGGAGAGGUCUGUCAACGUGUCUGAGCCGGAGAGUCUCCACAUCACCGUCAGCAACCUGAGGCCCGAGGAGACGUACUCCUUCAGAGUGGUGGCCUACAACGAGAACGGCCCCGGAGAGAGCUCAGCGCCGCUCGAGCUCACCACAGAGGCUGACUUGCAGGUCCCGGGGCCUGUAGAGAACUUCCAAGGGGAGGUCAUCUCACCCAGCACCAUACAAACCUCCUGGGACCCCCCUACCCAUGCCAAUGGCCCCAUCCUGGGCUACAGGCUGCUGUGGACGGAGACCCCCUCCGGGAAGGAGCAGAGCUUGGAGGUAAACGGACAGAGCUACAAAAUGGAGGGACUCAACAAGUUCACCGAGUACACGGUCCGCGUCGUGGCUGUGAAUCGCUACGGCCCCGGGGUCGCCACGGAGAACCUCAGAAUCACCACGUUGUCUGAUGUGCCCAGCGCCCCUCCUCAGAAUAUCUCCGUGGAAGUGGUCCUCUCAAGAAGUAUUAAGGUAAGCUGGCAGCCUCCACCACGCAACACCCAGAACGGCUUCAUCACUGGAUACAAGAUCCGUCUACGGAAGACUGGUCGCCGUGGAGACCAGGAAGCCAUCGAACCCAACAAUUUCUGGUACCUGUUCACAGGCCUGGAGAAAGGCAGCCAGUACAGCUUCCAGGUGGCAGCCAUGACGACCAACGGCACGGGCACGGCCAGCGAGUGGUUCACCGCGGAGACGCCGGAGAACGACCUUGAUGAGAGUCAAGUUCCCAACCAGCCCAGUUCCCUCCACGUACGACCCCUCCCCAGCAGCAUCAUCAUGAGCUGGACCCCGCCCCUCAACCCCAACAUCCUGGUACGGGGCUACAUCAUUGGCUACGGUGUGGGCAGCCCCUACGCUGAGACUGUCAGGGUGGACAGCAAGCAGCGCUUCUACUCCAUUGACAACCUGGAGCCCAGCUCCCACUAUGUCAUCUCCCUGAAGGCCUUCAACAACGCCGGGGAAGGGGUGCCACUCUACGAGAGCGCUGUCACAAGGUCCAUCACAGAUCCCAUCGACCCAUCAGACGACGAUUUGUUCCAUUUGUUUGAUAAAUAUCCCACUCCCAUGCCAGAUACCUCCACCCCCAUGAUCCCUCCAGUAGGUGUCCAAGCCGUGGCUCUCACCCCCGACUCCGUGAGGGUCAGCUGGGCCGACAACUCCAUGUCCAAGAACCAGAAAUCGACGGAGGUGCGCUAUUACUCUGUCAAGUGGAAAACCAGCUACUCCACCAGCGGGAAGUUCAAGUCGGCAGACACCACCGCUCUCAGCCACACUGUCACAGGCCUCAAGCCCAACACCAUGUACGAGUUUGCCGUCAUGGUGACCAAAGGGCGCAAGUCCAGCACGUGGAGCAUGACUGCGCACGCGACGACUUACGAAGCAGCACCCAGCUCCGCCCCCAAGGACCUGACGGUGAUCAGCCGCGAGGGGCGACCACGGACCAUUCUCAUCAGCUGGCAGCCCCCCAUGGAGGCCAACGGACGCAUCACAGGCUACAUCCUGUAUUUCACUCUGGACAAGAACAUGCCCAUAGAUGACUGGGUGAUGGAGUCCAUAACUGGAGACCGGCUCACCAACCAAGUAAUGGACCUCAACCUGGACACCGUCUAUUACUUCCGCCUCCAGGCCAAGAACGCCAAGGGCGUGGGCCCCCUUUCGGACCCCAUCCAGUUCAGGACCUCCAAAGUGGAACAUCCGGACAAGAUGGCCAACGACCAGGACCCACCGAUCGGGCAGAUGAGGCCACCUCACGGGAGUGUCACUCCCCAGAAGAACAGCAACCUGCUGGUGAUCAUCGUGGUGUCCGUGGGAGCAGUUACCGUGGUAGUGGUCGUCAUCGUGGCGCUGAUCUGCACGCGGCGCUCCUCGGCCCAACAGAGGAAGAAGCGAGCGUCGCACAGCGCGGGUAAGCGUAAGGGAAGCCAGAAGGACCUGCGUCCGCCGGACCUGUGGAUCCACCACGAGGAGAUGGAGCUCAAGAACAUCGAGAAGCCCUCCAGCGCCGCCCCGUCUGUCCGCGAUUCGCCCAUGCAGAGCUGUCAGGAGAUCACUCAAGUCAGCCACAGCCAAUCAGAGAGCCAGAUGGGCAGUAAAAGCAGCCAUUCGGCUGACGGAGACGAAGCCUCGAGCGGCAUAUCGACCCUGGAGCGCUCCCUGGCUGCCCGGAGGGCCACUCGCACCAAGAUGAUGAUCCCCAUGGAGUCCCAGCCCGGCAACACGCCUGUGGUCAGUGCCAUCCCUGUUCCGACGUUGGAGAGCAGCCAGUACCCGGGCAUCCUCCCCUCGCCCACCUGUGGGUACACACACAACAAGUUCACCCUGCGGCCCAUGCCCUUUCCCAGCCUGACUGUGGAGCGCAGCUACGCAGCAGCGCUGGGCAGCGAGGCAGCGGCGACCGCGGCCCAGCAGCCACAGCCGACGCUGAUCACCAGCACCAGCAGCGGCGGCGGGGCUCAGCCGGGGGAACACGCCGGCCCGGAGGAGGCCCCCAGCGGCCGCACCAUCCCCACCGCCUGCGUGCGGCCCACGCACCCGCUCCGCAGCUUCGCCAACCCCCUCCUGCCCCCGCCCAUGGGGACCAUCGACCCCAAGGUCUACACCUCCAUGAUGCCCCAGUCAAGUGCCAGUCUCCCCAAGCCCCAGGUGAAGACGGCCUCUCUCGGCCAGGCCGGCAAGGCCCGCUCACCGUUACUCCCGGUUUCCGUGCCGACAGCCCCAGAGUUGGCAGAGGAGGGCCAAAAGCAGCCGGAGGACGCCGCCAAUGUCUACGAGCAGGACGACUUGAGUGAACAAAUGGCUAGCCUGGAAGGACUGAUGAAACAGCUCAAUGCCAUCACCGGCUCUGCCUUUUAACAGCUGGCAGGCCUCUACAGACCCACCCAUCACCACAGCACAGCAGGACUCCCUCAGGGGACUGGCAUGGAGACAGGGAGCGGGUGGGGGUGGUGAAGGUGCCAGGACCUUCAUGGAGCCUUCCCACCCUUCAGCCACACCCCCUGAACACACACCACAAAACCUCUCGCCUGAAAGGAGACACGAGACGACGACAAAAAUAUUUUCAUAUUCCCCCACGCAUUGACUUCCCUUUAAGCUGUCCCUUUUUUCGAUGUCCGUUGACAUGGCCGCGGUUCGCUUCUUUUGGGGGGGUUUACUUCCCGUUGUUUUUGACGAUUGGGGUUUUGAGGACGCGUGCGUGUGACAACCGGACCUACUGUGUGGACCGUUGCCUCGGCCGCCAAAGGUUCCCUGGACCCGAGUUGCCUGGUGACGGGAUGUAGCCAAACCUGUUCUUUUACACCCACCUCCCUUAUCGAUGAGUCGACGGCUACAGCCGCCGCAUUUUCUGCUCCCAACGCAAGCUAGGGUCAACUGUCGCGCCUAACUGUGACUGUUCCUCCUCGUUGUAGCCCAUUGUCUCUUGUUGCUGCUCAGCCAAACCGCCUCCCUGACUGUGUGCCAGCCUUCCUCCCACCAGAGGACACAACGUGUCGGUGUUGCCAAACGGACCUUGCGAAAACCGGAAAAGACGACAAAAAAAUACACACACAUGUAACCGCCCUUUUGUUCCCGUUAAAGCGCGUGGCCUCAGUCGCACCGUGAAUCAACGAGCAUCUGGUGACGUAGGAGUGGGAAGGGCUUCGGAAGGAAGAUAUCACUCCGCUCCUCUGGACA